Molecule: messenger RNA, 2579 nt
Organism: Hippocampus comes (tiger tail seahorse)
Lineage: Eukaryota; Metazoa; Chordata; Actinopteri; Syngnathiformes; Syngnathidae
Gene: kif16ba
Product: kinesin family member 16Ba
Exons: 23
Coding region: 120-2402 (760 amino acids)
Biological process (GO): microtubule-based movement
Molecular function (GO): ATP binding; microtubule binding; phosphatidylinositol binding
Source: RefSeq, a predicted model, not a curated record
CCCGGUCAUCCUUCCGCUCGCGCUAGCGGCGAACGAACGCGCUAGCUAGCUAGCCAGCCCGCGCGCGCCGGAACCCGCUCCGCGUGACGUCAGCGGACCCGACUGGAGCGGGAUGAGCCAUGGCAUCGGUUCGGGUGGCUGUUCGGGUCCGACCCAUGAACGGACGGGAGAAGGACUUGUCGGCCAAGUGCGUCAUCAAGAUGGACGGCGCCGAAACCUCCAUCACCAACCCCAAGCUCUCGGAAGGCGUGGCGGGGGAACCCGGCAGGGAUCCCACCAAGACCUUCACCUACGACUUCUCCUACGACUCGGGCGGCUCCGGCUUCGCGACUCAGGAGAAGGUCUUCCUCGACUUGGGCCGCGACGUGCUGGAGGCGGCCUUUGAGGGCUACAACGCCUGCGUGUUGGCCUACGGUCAGACGGGCUCCGGGAAGUCCUACACCAUGAUGGGGAAUCCGGGAGACGCGGGAUUGAUCCCGCGGAUCUGCGAGGCCUUGUUCGGCCGCGUCGCCGACGCCGCUCGGCGGGACGAAGCUUCUUUCCGCGCGGAAGUCAGCUACCUGGAGAUCUACAACGAGCGCGUGCGCGAUCUCCUGAGGAGGAAGUCGGCUCAGACGUCCAACCUGAGGGUCCGGGAGCACCCCAAGGACGGACCCUACGUCCAAGGUCUGUCCAAGCAUCUGGUGCGGAACUACGGCGACGUGGAGGAGCUGAUGGAGGCGGGAAACGUCAAGCGCACCACCGCCAGCACCGGCAUGAACCACAUCAGCAGCCGCUCGCACGCCAUCUUCACGGUCAACUUCACGCAGGCCAAGUUUGACGCGGAGAUGCCCAGCGAGACGCUGAGCAAGAUCCACUUGGUGGAUCUGGCCGGCAGCGAGCGCGCCGACGCCACCGGCGCCGCCGGCGCCGCCGGCGUUCGCCUCAAGUCCCCGCCCAACAUCAACAAGUCGCUCGUCACGCUCGGCAACGUCAUCUCCGCCCUGGGUCAGAAUCCGCCGCAGCGAGCGGCGCGCCCAAAGUCAGACCAGCCCGUUUUUUUUUUAAAAGACGUCAACUACGGCGAGACGCUCAGCACGCUGCGCUACGCCAACCGGGCCAAGAACAUCAUCAACAAGCCCACCGUCAACGAGGACGCCAACGUCAGGCUGAUCCGAGAACUGCGGGCGGAGAUCGCGCGCCUCAAGGCUCUGCUGGUUCAGGGCGACCGGACGGCUCUGCCGGACUCGCCCACCGCGCUCAGCGUGGAGGAGAAGCUGCACCGGAACGAAGCCAAGGUGCUGGCGCUGACCAAGGAGUGGACCAACAAGUGGAACGAGACGCAGAACAUCCUCAAGGAGGAGACGCUGGCGCUGCGCAAGGAGGGCAUCGGCGUGGUCCUGGACUCGCAGUUGCCGCACCUCCUCGGCAUCGACGACGACCCGCUCAGCACCGGCGUCGUCCUCUACCGCCUCAAGGAGGGACGAACGUCCGUGGGCAGGGAGGACGCCGCCACCGAGCAGGACAUCGUCGUUCGCGGCGCCGGCGUGGAGAGCGAGCACUGCGUGUUUGAGAACCGCGGCGGCACGGUGACGCUGCUGCCGCUGCCCGCCGCGCUCUGCUCCGUCAACGGGACCGACGUGGCCACGCCCACGCGGCUCAAUCAAGGCGCCGUCAUCCUGCUGGGCCGGACCAACACGUUCCGCUUCAACCACCCCAAAGAGGCGGCGCGGCUGCGCGAGAAACGCAAGAGCGACCUGCCCGAGUCCCGCGACGACCUCUCCUCCGCCGUCGCGCUCUCCGACCUGGGGCGUCCGAUCGAGGAGACGGAGGCCAAGCGGCAAAGCGACGGGGCCGACGUCGGCGAGGCACUCGCGGGGGCCGUCGGCGGAGACGGAGGCGGGGCCGCGGACGCCAAACUCCUCCCCGCGCUGGACCGCAACGGAAAUGACCCCGGCGAGAGGAGAUCAGCAGAGGAGCGUCGCGGCGGCUCCCUCGCCGAGCCCCCUCGCCGCCCCCGCCGCGGCGCCAUCCGCGUCGACAUCCCCCGCUACGUCCUCAGAGGUCAGGGCAAGGACGAGCACUUUGAGUUCGAGGUCAAGAUGAGCGUGGAGGACGAGACGUGGACGGUGUUCCGUCGCUACAGUCGCUUCCGAGAGCUGCGCAAGAGGCUCAGCUCGAAAUAUCCGCAGCUGGCCGCUCUGGAAUUCCCUCCCAAGAAGAUAUUCGGAAACAAAGACGAAAGAGUGGCGGCCGAACGCAGGAAUCAGCUGGAGGGCUACCUGCGGAGCGUGUUUGCGGUGAUGUCGACGCCGUCGGACGACGCCGAGCUCGCCUGUCCCGUGUCCAAGCGAUCCGUGUGCGAGUUGUCGCCCUUCUUCAAGAAAGGCGUCUUCGAGAGCGGCCGCCACGGAACCGGCUGACGGUCUUGGGUUGGCCGCUAACGUUGCCUGGAAAGCGCGGGUGCGCGCGCGCGCUAGCUGCUUGUUAGCAUGUUUUGCAGCUCAGGAAAACAAGUCGACAGAAUUGCAAGCAACUUUGGAUUUUUUCCGCCUCCACUUCCUGUUGAUCCGGGAAAUAAAAUAAAACACAAAAGGCAG